GAGAACAGAGAGUAAAUUAAUGAGGGGAAAAAAGGAAGGAGGAAUACAGACGGUUCAUCUGAGGAUUGUGCUGCCAUGUUCAGAUUAAGUCUCUUUCUUCUUCUGCUGCCCUGCUCCUCAUAUUCCACGCUGUUGGGAUGGGUGGAGUCUCCUGGGUAUCCCAAGGGGUAUUUGCCUCACACCAGUUUAAACUGGACCAGGUGCGCGCCCAAAGGUCAAACCGUCUCCAUCAGACUGAUCCACCUGGACCUGGAGAACAGCCAAGACUGUGAAAAUGAUGCUGUGAAGAUCUCAUCAAAUGGGAACCUGAUAGCUCUUCUGUGUGGGGAAAGAGACUAUGAGGAGCUUCAUGAGACGGUGAAUCCACUGCUGUUCUCCUCCCCUGGCGGCUGCCUCACUCUUCUGUUUCACUCCGAUUACUCCAACACCAAGAGACACACUGGCUUCAGAGGGUUUUAUACGCUUCAGGACUUUAAUGAGUGUGAGGAUGAGGAAAUCAACAAAUGCACUCAUUUUUGCCAUAACUUCAUCGGAGGCUACCGCUGCUCCUGUCGUCAUGGUUACCACCUGGACGAGGACAAACACACUUGUGCGGGGGACUGUGGUGAGAACCUGUCAGGGCUGAAAAGAGGCCAGAUAUCCAGUCCUUUCUGGCCUGGAGAGUAUGCAGAAAAUGCCAACUGUAAAUACACCCUGUCUGUGGAGGACCACCUUCAGCUGGAGCUGCACUUCUCCGAGGGUUUUGAUGUGGAGCAAAGCCCUGAGGGAGACUGCAUGGAUGAGCUGAGGAUUGAGACUCACUCUGAGACUUUGGGUCCAUUCUGUGGUAACAAACCCCCACCUCCUCCUCUUCUCACUCACUCGAGUCACGUCCAAAUCCAUUUUAUCUCUGACGGGUCUGGGACUAACAAGGGCUUCAAUCUCCACUUCAGAACAAGAGAUAAGGUCUGUCGACCUCUGACCUCAAACUCAAACAUGACUCUUCUGAAACAAGAAUAUCAUCGGGGAGAAUCAGCGACCGUAACUUGUGAUCUUGGCUAUGUUGUGGAUUCAGCCCCUGGCAAUCUAUCGAGACAGUAUAGCACAACCUGCCAGAGUAACGGUGUAUGGGCUCCCCUGUACGCCUGUGAAAUUGUGGAUUGUGGUCGGCCGAAUCUUGGACAUGACAGCAUCCUUCAGCUGGUGAAUCCAGAGGAUCAAAACACAAAGUAUGGCAGCCAGAUCCAGUUUUACUGCACUUCAAACUUCUACACGCUGGAAGGACAUGAUACAAGCACUUGUAAGGCCGAUGGCGAGUGGACCUUGAUGCCAAAAUGCAAUGAAGUGUGUGGAAUGCCAGAAACGUCAAGCACAGGCAGAAUUUUGGGAGGAAAGGCGGCAAUGCUGGGAGAAAUACCAUGGCAGCUUCUCAUAACAGAGCCAAAUUUCGGAGCAGCAUCGCUGAUAAGCGAUCAGUGGGCCGUCACAGCAGCACACGUUGUGAACGGCGUCGCAAAAGAAUCAAUUAAACUCUACGGUGGACUGAUAGAUACAACAAGAACUGAUGUAUCUCCCAUUCCAGUUGAAAAAGUCAUAGUGCAUUCCAGCUACCGAGAAGCCUUAAUUCAAACAAAUUAUAAUAAUGAUAUAGCUCUGAUAAAAUUCAGGUCCAAAGUGAAGCUUGGCCCAAACCUCCUGCCUAUUUGCUUGCCAGAAGUAAACAGAGGUGUGAUGGAGGGAGAACAAGGCACAGCGUCUGGCUGGGGGGCUUCAUUUCAAGAUAAUAAGUGGCAUCGUACAACAGAUAUCUUACAACACGUUGAUAUUCCCGUUAUGUCCCUCACUGAGUGUAGGAACACACCUCGCCUUUCUAACAAAGCCAUGACUUUUACUAACAACAUGUUCUGCGCUGGAGGAAAAGGGACAGACAGUUGCAGGGGAGACAGUGGCGGUCCUUUUGUUUCACCCAUGUUGUCUUCAGGCGUCGGCCCCCACUAUCUGAUUGGCAUUGUGUCGUGGGGCUCUCCCUGUGGGAGAUAUGGUGCAACAGGUGACAAGAAGGGUUAUUACACCAAGGUGGAGAAUUAUGUCAGCUGGAUUAAUGAGAUCAAGAAAAAUGAAACAAAGAGUUGCGUCGGCCCCCACUAUCUGAUUGGCAUUGUGUCAUGGGGCUCUCCCUGUGGGAAGGGUGGUGCAACAGGUGACAAGAAGGGUUAUUACACCAAGGUGGAGAAUUAUGUCAGCUGGAUUAAUGAGAUCAAGAAAAAUGAAACAAAGAGUAAGGUCCAUUCCUCCCAGUGUCCUCAGCUCUAUCCCGUCAACCUGGAGAAGCAGUUUCUGCAUGUGUUGGUGUGUGAGUGUGUCCCACUGCCAGACUCAGACCCUCCGAUGUACGGGGAGAUCCAUUCCCCCCAGUAUCCUCUGCCUUAUCCCCCCAACCUGCAGAAGCAGUGGGACAUCAGCGUGCCGGAGGGCUUCCAGAUCGUCCUGACCUUCACACAUCUGGACAUUGAGGCCUCUGAAGGCUGCUACUACGAUUCCAUCACAGUCCUAUAUGAUGAAAAGGUGCUUGGAAAGUUUUGUGGCAAUGAGAACUCUGCAGAUGGACAUCACCCCGGCUACCAGCCCAUUUUGUCUCCAGGCAGCAGACUCACCCUGAUAUUCCAGUCUGAUGACUACAACCCGGACCGGAACCAGAAUGUGGGAUUUUCUGCUCAGUACCAAGCAAAAGACCUAGAUGAAUGCUCUGCACCAGAACCUGAGGACGGAUCAGGUCCACUCUGCUCUCAGAUCUGCCUCAACACACUUGGGUCAUAUCUCUGUGCUUGUCACCAUGGCUAUGAGCUACGCUCAGACCAACGCACCUGCAUGUUGUCCUGUGGCGGCGGUGUAUUCGAUGAGCUAGAAGGACACUUGAUGAGUCCAGGUUAUCCGAACCCCUCGCCAGAUGCUUUGUCCUGUCAGUAUAUCAUUUCUGUGGAGUCCGGCUUCACUGUCUCACUUAACUUCUCUGACAAAUUUCACAUUGAGAGUGUGGACACAGAGGAAGGCCCAAAAUGUCUCCAUCACUGGUUGGAGGUGAUCACCCCAGACAGAAAUCCCAAGAAGCUGUGUGGGGGAACAAGCCCAGGAUUAAUAAACACAAACUCAAACAUUGUCAAGCUGGACUACAAUAUUGAUAAUCAGGGACAAAGCAAUGGAUGGAGCUUGGACUACAGCACACAGAGAGUGACAUGUCCAGCUCCUGGUGAAGUCGCCAGAGGAAAGGUCACCCCUUCCUUAACCGAGUACUUCUACAGAGAUUAUAUUUCUGUGCGCUGUGAUGAAGGAUACAAACUAAUGAUGAAUGGUGUGGAGAUAAAGAGUUUCUCUACCAUGUGCCAAAGCAACGGAGAGUGGCAUCUCCCACUGCCUGAAUGCCACAUAAUUGAUUGUGGAGAACCUGAACCCCUGCUGAAUGGGGGAGUUAACUUCCUGUCUGGCUUCCAGAACCAAUAUCUUUCUGUUGUUCAGUAUCACUGCAAUGAACCAUUUUAUACACCAUAUGGUGGCAAUAAUGUUUCUCUCACCUGCGAAGCGGAUAGACAGUGGAGAUCCAACCAUGAUGUCAUUUUAAGACCAGCAUGCCUACCAGUUUGUGGUCGACCGACAAAACAAAUUGAAAAUCACUUUCAGAGGAUUAUUGGAGGAAAUGAUGCUGCAAAUCAUACCAUCCCAUGGCAAGCUUUAAUAAAUGUAGGUAGCAACAGGGGAGGAGGUAUGAUCAUAGCAGAUCACUGGAUUUUGACUGCAGCUCACGUGGUUGUAACUAAAGAACAAGUAGCACCUCCUGAGGCUAUAUCUAUUUACCUUGGAAUUACAGAUGUUAACCAAAUUACUGAAAAUUUGUCCCUGAAUGCAACUGCAGUUUAUGUUCACUCUGAAUAUAAUAAUCCAAACGAUUUAAACUUUGACCACGACAUUGCUUUGAUAAAACUUAAAGAUCCGAUCACAUUCCAAGCAGCAAUAAUGCCACUCUGUUUGCCAUCAGCGGAUGACACAUAUGACACGGGAAUGAUCGGGCUGGUAUCUGGCUUUGGCAUUACAGACAAAGGCAAUCACCAGCGUUAUCUAACAAAUAAGCUGAAGUAUGUACAUAUUCCAGUGGUGGGACAGGAAAGAUGCAGUAAUUCUUUGAGGGGAAAACCUACUAGCCAGACACCAAAACUGACAAACAACAUGUUCUGUGCUGGAACUCCUGAUGGCGGGAAGGACUCUUGCCAAGGUGACAGUGGAAGUGGCUUCACUCUGCAAUCUGAAAAUGGACGAUUCUGGGCUGCUGGGAUUGUCAGCUGGGGGAUCAAAUGUGGCCAGAAAGGAACAUAUGGAUUUUAUACCAAAGUGGCAAACUAUGUAGACUGGAUUAACAAGAUCAUGCAGGAAAAUUGAAAGCAUUCGGUUAUUGAAGCUUCAUUGAAGCAUUGAAGCACUAUAACAACUUAAGCUAUAUACACAGAGAAAAACGAAUCUAUGGUGAAAUAAAUUUAAGACAACUGAAAUCUGUGAACCAUAAAAAUUCAAGUUAUUAUCUUUACACAAAUUUACAUAGUAUUGAGGUAAGAAAUGUUUGUUCAAGAUACAAUUGUUUUCAGAAAAUAAAUUGCUUACGUACUAAGAGCCAAUCUUUUUAAUUCAUCACACAACAAAAACAAUCUUGUCAUCUUUACUGUGUUCAAAACACCAAAUACUGCUCAUAAGCCAUGAGACCAGCAGUGAUUUGAAGUACACUGACAAAAAGAUUCUGCUCUAUCUACUUAAAAAAAUGAAGUUAAAUUAAAUUAAUGUUCAGGAUAUUCCCAGAUGUUACUUCAUUUCUGCUGAAGCAAAUCUCUAAACCAAAGAGAAAGUUUUGAACAUUUGUACAACUGAUUUCUGUAUUGAAAAAUUAAACAUGCACUGAUGACGCCA
This is a messenger RNA of Poeciliopsis prolifica (blackstripe livebearer), 4926 nucleotides long. RefSeq lists its product as uncharacterized. Gene Ontology annotation, molecular function: calcium ion binding; serine-type endopeptidase activity. Gene Ontology annotation, biological process: proteolysis. The coding region runs from base 76 to 4407 and encodes 1443 amino acids. Lineage: Eukaryota; Metazoa; Chordata; Actinopteri; Cyprinodontiformes; Poeciliidae. The transcript is spliced from 25 exons. The record is from RefSeq and is a predicted model, not a curated record.